Hypomesus transpacificus is the source of this 2384-nucleotide messenger RNA. RefSeq names its product proline rich transmembrane protein 1B. Gene Ontology annotation, cellular component: membrane. Bases 105 to 896 code for a protein of 263 amino acids. Lineage: Eukaryota; Metazoa; Chordata; Actinopteri; Osmeriformes; Osmeridae. The record is from RefSeq and is a predicted model, not a curated record. The transcript has 4 exons.
UUAGCGUUAAGCCUCAGCUGUUAGGGUCCGGAGUUUGUAGCAAAUUAUCGCUUAAAUCCACCCCACCAUUUCUCAACUGUGAAUUGCUCGGUAAGGAACCCAUCAUGGCAACAGGUAUUCCAGAGUCAUCCAAUUCUGAGGGAACCCAAGGACUACAAAAUCUUACGAGACAAACACAAUCACCUGUCCAAAAUGUGCAGCCUGAACUGAACAGUGACUACCCUCUUUCUCUGGACUAUUCAACUAACAACAAACCAACUAUCCAUCCGUUGUGUGACACAGAUCGCCUUCAGGCUGAUAGUUCAGGAUUUUGUGUUGAUAGUGAAGGAAGGUUAAGCAGAGGCGAACAACCUAUUCAAACAAACCAGGAAGUAAUGACCUCACCAGUUGGGUGUCCAUCCGAGAUCUCCUUAUUCCAGCCAUCCUUUGAUGUUACCAUCCCAUCAGAGGAGCCCCCACCCUACAGCCCACCAGACCCCAAAAUGGCCUACCUUUUCUACCCUUCCCAGCCUCCUCACCACCCUGGACCAGCUGUCAUAGCCUGUCAGCCAGGACCCAACCAGCCAGCAUUCUACCAUUCCCAAUUCAAUCCUUUGCCCAACUACCCUCCCUAUACCAUAUAUAUGAAUGGGUCAUCGCUGGGUGAGGAGAAUGUACCACUUCCUAAAGAUUACAUGGUAGAGUCCUUGCUGGUUACCAUAUUCUGCUGCCUAAUGAGUGGAAUCAUGGCUCUGAUGUACUCCUAUGAGACACGAGCUGCCUUGGCCAGAGGAGACGUGAGGGAGGCCGAGAGGACCUCCCAGAAGGCCCGCCUGCUGGUUCUGUUCAGCUUGAUGUUUGGGGUCUGCGUUUGCGUGGGCUGGGUCAUCUACAUUGUUAUAGUUCUAUGUGCAUAGUGAAGCGAACAGGCCUUUUCUCCAGUGAAGAUUUCCAGAUACAGUCCUUGUGCAAAGGUUACUUUGAUGCGCUGAUGAAGAAUGUUUCAGAGAUCUAUCAGUUACACAUUUUUAAUGAGUUAUUGUUUGGUGCAAUUAUUCACAGUCCAUGAGACUCUAAGCUAGUGGUUCUCAACCCGUGUCCUCGGGGACUCCCUGUCCUUCAUGUUCUAGAUCAGGGGUGGGCAAUCCUGUCCUGCAUGUUUUAGAUGUUUCCCUGCUCCAACACACCUGUUCCUAAUGAAUGGUCGUUGCCAGGCUUCUGCUGAGCUAAAUAACGACUCAUUCAUUGGAAUCAGGUGUGUUGGAGAAGGGAACCGUCUAACCAUGCAGUGAUGAGAACCACUUCUCUAAACGCUGUAGUGGAAAUUGCUGAAAGGUGAGUGUAAAGUUAUGUUCAUAAUGUAAACCAAUGAAAAUACUGUGUCCCAAUAAAGCUUAAUUUUUAUUAAACCAAAUACAUUUUCAGUCAUUCAACAUGGCUUAGGAACAGGCAAUAAAUAGACAGGUCAAAGCAAAUAAGAAAUAAUAGAAGACUAAUAACGAAACAGUAACACAGCAGCAAUAGUUAAAAUCUUAGGAGUGCAUGCACAGGUACAGUUUGUACGGUGUGGUAGUGAACAUACUUUGCUUGUGCAAAUAUUUUGGUACAAAAAGAUUGGCAAUAAAAAUAAUAAUUGCGUUAUAUUUCUGAUCUAAAACAGCCUGUUUGCUAUUAAAAGCAUUCAUAGAAAUCACUGGCAGGAGCACAUGCAGCAGCCUGGGCUGGUUCUGCAACCUCAUUACACAAAGGACACAACAACUUUUCAAACACUUUGUUUUAAAACCGACAAAAAAAGAGGCCAGACGACAUACAAUGAAAUUCCAAAGAGCAAAACUAACACACUUUAUAUCAUAUAAAUGAUAAGAGUACGUCAUGCAUACUGAAGUGUGUCAAGCUUGUUCAAAAGCUGUGUUUGACCAACAGGCCUGAGAGUGAGUGUUAUGGAGAUGACAUUCUCUGGAUUAGUAGAUAGCCAUAGCGAGUGUACCCCCAUCUUAAGGCAAUUCAUAUUUGAGGGGGGAGAGGUUCAUAUUUGAGCUGUGUGUUUGUUACAUUUCCAAACUCGAAUUGUAUGGGCAGUGUCAGUUUUCUCUAAAGGUUAGGGACAAGAACAUUUACAACAUAGGAAUGUUGCCCACACAAAGAUAAAUGGAAACCCCCAUGCUUGCGUAGAGUGCUUUUUGGAAUGUAUGUGGCCUUUCAGAAACAUGUUUGCGUAGAGCGGUGGAGUGGAAAAUCAAAGUGGGAAGAACAGGUGUUUCUUAGUUGUCAACUUGUAUGACGCUAUACCAUCAAUCUUAACCCAUGUUCUUUAUCCCUCUAAUUACUACUCUCACUUCCUUUUACUGUUUCCUACAGUUUUUCAUAAGAAUAAAGAAAAUAAAUAUGACAGGAAAUUUUAAUAU